UUCACUACCUAGAAAUCUAAUUGAAUUUUCCGCGAAAGUCCAACUGUCCAAACUCCCAACUCUUUUGUUUUUCCCCAAUUCCCUUCGUCCCUUUCACGUUCCAAAUCCCAUCCCUAAUACAUACCCCUUAUUUAGGGUUCACUAACACCCGAAUUCUUUUAUUUAUUUUUUCAUUCAUUAGAGGUGAAAAUCAGAGCUUCUGUAAAUUUUUAAAGGGAUCUGAACAAGUUUUUGAUAUGAGUAUGCUUCACAGGAGCUUCAAGCCGGCCAAAUGCAAAACGGCAUUGAAGCUCUCCGUAUCUCGCAUAAAGCUCUUGAAUAAUAAGAGAGAAAAUCAGGUGAAGCAGAUGAAAAGGGAAUUGGCCCAAUUGCUCGAGUCGGGUCAGAUUCCGACCGCUCGAAUUCGGGUUGAACAUGUGAUCAGGGAAGAGAAAACAUUGACGGCCUAUAAUUUUAUUGAGGUAUACUGUGAGCUUAUUGCAGCACGCUUGCCAAUCAUCGAGUCUCAAAAAAACUGUCCCAUUGACCUGAAGGAAGCAAUUACAAGUGUAAUAUUUGCAGCUCCAAGAUGUGCAGACAUUCCAGAACUCGCAGAUAUUCGGAAACAGUUUACAACAAAAUAUGGCAAAGAGUUUGUCUCUGCAGCUAUUGACUUGCGUCCAGAUUGUGGUGUGAAUCGUGUGUUAGUGGAGAAACUAUCUGCCAAGGCACCUGAUGGUCCUACCAAGCUCAAAGUCUUGAAUGCCAUCGCAGAGGAACAUAAUGUCAAAUGGAAUCCUGACUCAUUUGGAGGACAUGAUUCUAAUCCCUCCCAGGACUUGCUGAACGGACCAAAUAAUUUGGAGAUGAUGAGUAAAGUUCACACUGAAGUUUCCCCUGGCCCAGUUUGGAUCCAAGAUGACAAAGGACCACCAAAUGUCCAAGUGCCACAUAAGUACAAUCAGAGGCAUGAUGCAAGUGUAAACUUCAAUGAGCAGAACGUGAGACCAACAUCUGGCUAUCAAAAAAAUUCUUCUACAGAUGUUGCACCCGGCAAGGCAACAAUAUCUAAUACAUUCCAUACGGAAGUGAGAUCUUCGGGUCAUGCAAUGGACCGGAUGGAACAUAACCAAUCUGUGUCUGGAAAUGAAAAUGCUCACUCCUUGGGUAGACAGAACUGGAAUGUGCAAUUUAAGGAUGCCACUUCUGCAGCACAGGCAGCUGCUGAGUCUGCGGAACUAGCAAGCAUGGCUGCCAGAGCAGCUGCAGAACUUUCUAGACAAUAUUCCUCGGAAUCACAUAAGUUGUCUCCUGGUUAUGUUCAGAAAGAUGAAAAACCCCAAAUCUAUGCUGACCCAAAGUUGUCGAGUCACCAUAUUGCCAAACAAGCAGACAAUGCUGUUCAUGGAAAGAAUUCUGGACACCAUGAUAAGCAAAUUAUUGACAAUGAACAAGAACAGCGGGCUAGGGAAGCUGAAAGGUUUCAUAGAGACAGUUAUAGGAACAGUGAAAGAUACAAUAAUGCAGCUUCCUUAAAGUUCAGUUCAGCUUCCACUGAUGAUGCUACAGUAGUGAAUAGUCUUCGAACUGGAGACAGAUAUUCCCAAAGGAAGUCAACUGAAUCUGAUAAGAGUGAUUUAUUAGAUGAAGUAAGUAAGAGGAAAGAUAAAGGUCGUAGUGAAUUGGAGUCAUCUUCUGAGGAAAUUGCUUCAUUUGAUAAAAAUGUGACCCGAAAGUAUUCCGAGGUUGUUCCAUCUCAUUCUUAUUCAAGCUCUUCUGAUGAUGAUAAAGAGGAUGUUUUGAAAAAGAAUGAGAAUGUUGCUUUUUUUGAGGAUGUGAUGACUGAAAAACAAUCUAGCCGGGCUUCCUCCAGAUCUCAUUCAAGCACCUUCGGUGAUAUUCAUGAAGACAUAUUCAAAAGAAAUGGUCCUAGUGAAAAUCCUUCUGUUCACAAUGACGGAAGUAUUUAUAGAAACACUUCAGAAAUAAAUUCUAGUGACAAUACUUUAAUGUUUGACGACUAUUGUUCUGAUGAGGAUAACAAUAAAGUUGAUGUGGGCGAUUAUAAGGGACAAGAAACAAGUUCAUAUUUUUCAUCCCUGAGUAGAAAACCAUCUGCAAAUCUUUUUGCUGCUGAUUCUCCUGUCUGGCCCCCUAGAAAUACAGAUGAGGAACUUAGAAAGUCUACUUCACAAUCACAUCCACCGGAGUUUUCUGAAAGUUUGAAAGGUUCUAGUGUUGCAUCACAACAAGAUGUUUUGCCGCCUGCAGCUUUUGAUGAUUAUGAUAGCCAAGAUUCUGACUGUGAAGAACAUUUUGGAAAAUCUAAGUUGCUUGGAGGUGCAGAUUUUGAUAACUUUUCCUCUGAAAUGAAUUUGAACUCUAAAAGUUCUGAACCAUUGCAUAGUGAAGAUCAUAUUUUACAAUCAUCCACUUCUGAGGCCGGAGGAUCUAGAAGAAAUUCAUGGCUGCCAACCACAUCAGUUGAUCAAUUUCCCAAGGAGGUACAUCCUGAUAGAAGCCAAGGACUUGAAUCUAGUUCUGUAUCUGAAAAGAAAUUUAAUUAUGCAGAGCUGUCUCCCAGGCUUACGAAAUCUGAAUUGGAUUUGACGGCUAAGGACGCACUAGAAUCGUUUGAUACUACGAAAGAUAUUGAAAAUACAAAAGAAUCUUCUUUUGAAAGUAGUACUCAGGAGUUGAGCUUCGGGACAUUGAAAGGUGGUUUGCGGAAUAAGAGUAAUAGGCGUCCACUGUAUACGAGGAAAUCAUCAGAAAACUCUGUGUCUGUUGAACAAGAUAGCAAGGGUAGUUUUUCUAGGAUUGAGCAAUCUUCCUCUUCUCCAACAAUCAAGACUUCAAUUGGUUCUGGUGCUGACAAGCAAGACCCACAUAGUGAGGAAGAAGACACAAACCUAAACAAUAAUGUGGAUGUGAGGACCUUUGCUAAACCCACAGACUCUUUUGAUAAUCACUUGGAAGAGGAAUUUCAACAAGAGACUAGUAGCAUUAGGCAGCCGUACACUCAGAAAUUGGGUAUUGAACUAAACAAAAAAUCUAAUUUAAGGGGUUUACACAAUUAUUUUGAUUUGGAUAAUAGUGAUUCUGAGGAGGAUCUUCCUAAGUUGACUCCCACCAGAAAUGCAUACCCAGGCUUUGGAAUUUCUCGAAGGACGAAAGCUUCUCCUUCUGAUUCUGGUAGAACUUACUCAAAGACUAACGUUUUAUCUGGGGAAUCUACAACUCCCAAGUAUAGUGCUGAAGUGAAGACUACAACUCCCAAAUAUAGAGCUGAAACAAAGACUAAUGUAUUCUCAGACGAAUCUAUAACUCUUAAGUAUAGAGCUGAGGCAAAGACUGAUGUAUUCUCUGGGGAAUCUAGAACUCCCAAGUAUAGUGCUGAAAGCAAGUCAUCUUCAGGUAGUUUCCAUGCCAAGGAAGUUUUGCCAAAGCCUUCACCCGAGACCAAAUUCUCAGAUUACUCAGUGGAGCAAUAUACUCCUAAACCCAUACUAGAAUCCAGGAGAUCAUCACACACGGAAAGUCCAAAAUCAACCCCAAGAAAGCAAGCAUCCAAUGUUCUUUAUGCAUCAGUGGAGGAGGAUAGUCCUAAACCAAUACCAGAUUCAAACAGGUCUUCACGCCUGUCAUCUACAAGUGAACAAACAUCGAAUUCUCAUCGUGUAUCAUUGCAGCAAAAUACUCCUAAGCCAAUACCUGCAUCAAUAUUUUCACCUAUCGAGAGUUCAAAGCCAUCCAGGAGGGAAAGACCAUCCAAAUAUCUUCCAAAGAACACUAAAUCUGGGGUCACUGAAUCUUCAAAGCCCUCUGUAAUCCGGGAGUCUUCGUCAAAUGACAAGACAGGUCAUGUGCAUCCCAAGCUUCCUGACUCUGAUUCUUUUACUGCCUUCUUUCAAUCUCUCAAACAGACGCGGGAGUAAAACAGUUACAUUGUCACAUACUAUACUCUAUAGGUUGCGGUUAUGUAAGUAUGAAGUUUGUUGGUGCUUUGAUAUUGUAUAUGGCUUUUACUACAACAAUUUUUGAUCUUUAGAGUGGAGAGCACCCUGAUGUUCAUAUAGGAUGUGUAUUAUUUUACUCCUUUACAAAUUGACCGAUCCAUAGCUCCAUUAUUUUGUUCUAUAUCGUCACUUUAUGUUGGUUAAAUAAAAGGAAACAUUUUUUA
Molecule: messenger RNA, 4162 nt
Organism: Humulus lupulus (European hop)
Lineage: Eukaryota; Viridiplantae; Streptophyta; Magnoliopsida; Rosales; Cannabaceae
Exons: 7
Coding region: 237-3917 (1226 amino acids)
Biological process (GO): protein transport
Source: RefSeq, a predicted model, not a curated record